AAAACAAUAGAUCACAAUUGUUUGGAAACAAACAGAUCCACGACGGUAACUUUGAAAGCAGCUUUGCUUCUACUGUAGGAAAAAAUGAAGGGAGACUCUCAGGUCAAAGGCGGCGAUGAUUCUGUCCCAAUGGGUUUCCUUCACGCCGGUGGCUUGGGGUUCCGACGGGCUUCUCCGAAGAUAUUCGGAGUUUCGCGGUCUCUCCUCUGCCACUUGUCGGUUGAGAUCCAGACCUUCUCUCAGAUGCUCUUGUCUCAAAAGCAAAUCCACACAGGAAAGCACCGAGUUGGAGAAUGAAGGAGGGUUCUCGGCUUUGGCAUCAGAAAUCCCGUGGGAAGAGAAGAACAUAUGGAGCACAUUGGCUGUUUACAUGUUCUGUCUGCAUAUCCCUCUCAGUUUUGGGGGUUUAUCCAUCGUUGCCCGCAUACUCCACCAAAGGCUUCUUGAUCCUCAGACCCAAGUGCUGUCACUUGUCUUUCUCCAAAUGGUAGAACUAACAGGGACAGUCUUGCUGCUGAGGAACACUGCGAAGCCGGAAUGUAGAUCGAUCAACUUUCUAAAGGGUAAUAAUGACUCAAGAGAAGGAAGAAACUGGGUGGUUGGCUCAGCAAUGGGUUUAGGAUGUCUUGUGGGAUUUAUCUUUCUCACCUCACUAGUAGCUGAUCAACUCUUCGGUUCUAAGGCAGUACAAAACUCGGAAUUGGAGAAGAUAAUGGCGAGCGGGGAAGUGUCGAGAAGCGGGUGUUUUGCACUAUACUGCUUGGUAGCUCCGAUGCUAGAGGAGAUUGUGUACAGACGGUAUCUAUUGAGCUCCUUAGCGUCGAGAAUGGAAUGGAGGAAGGCACUUGUGAUAAGCUCAGGAGUAUUUGCAGCAGCUCAUUUCUCGGGGGAGGAUUUGGUGCAGCUUUUUGGGAUAGGGUGUGUUCUAGGUGCAUGUUACAGCUGGUCAGGGAAGUUAGCCUCGUCGGUGGUCGUCCACUCCUUGUACAAUGCCUUGACACUUCUCCUUACGCUACGCUCUUAGCCUUAAUCAAUGGAUGAGAGGCAGAGAGAGAUUCAUUUCCCUUGUCAGUUACGUCAUCAAAAUAUAUAGUAUCUCUCUCUCUCUCUCUCUCUCUCUCUGUUAAGACAGUGUCUAAACCGUGUGCAUAUAUUUGUUGUUGUACGUGUAUGCAGCUGAUCUGUUCCUUUUAGAGAGAGAAUCUCUUCUCCUUUACAAUUAAAUGAAAGGGAGAAGUUAAUUAACAAGAAGGAGA
This is a messenger RNA of Eutrema salsugineum, 1256 nucleotides long. RefSeq lists its product as uncharacterized. Gene Ontology annotation, biological process: CAAX-box protein processing. Gene Ontology annotation, molecular function: metalloendopeptidase activity. The coding region runs from base 116 to 1024 and encodes 302 amino acids. The transcript is spliced from 4 exons. NCBI's taxonomy places the organism in Eukaryota, Viridiplantae, Streptophyta, Magnoliopsida, Brassicales, Brassicaceae. Gene Ontology annotation, cellular component: membrane. The record is from RefSeq and is a predicted model, not a curated record.